AUGGGGCUGGUGCUACAGAGGAAGCCUGCGAUGCGGUUGCUUACGCUCAAAGAGAAUGAAAUAAAUGAGGUUCCUUUCUUUGACAUCCAGCUGCCCUAUGAACUGGCACUGAAGAUAUUUCAGUACCUGGGCAAGAGUGAAUUGGGAAGGUGUGCUCAGGUCAGCAGAACAUGGAAAAUACUUGCGGAAGACGAAGUGUUGUGGUACCGCUUGUGCCAACAGGAAGGAUACCUAUUAGAUACGAGCAUCUCCGAUCAUUCCUGCUGGAAGCUCGCCCUCAAGAACUGCCACGCCAGAGAGCGCACUUUGAAAACCAACUGGAAGAACCGCAUCGGUGGUGUGAGCCAGCUGCAAUACGAGCUGGGAAAAAUUCUUUGUGAUGUACAUUCUUGCGAUGGAGUUGUUAUUGCUGGAUAUACAUCAGGAGAAGUGAGGUUGUGGGACACUCGCACCUGGGACUACACAGCCCCCAUCCUGGAACCAGUGCACGGUCCUGGUGAUGCUGGACCUCAGCCACGUGUCUCCUUUGUGAGGAUAAACAGCUCUCUGGCUGUAGCAGCUUACGAGGACGGAACCAUCAGCGUGUGGAGCCUGAUGUUCGGGCGGGAGCCAGUCCAUCGUUACCAGCACAAUCAGAGGAUACAGGCUUUAGCUCUUGCUUCAGAGGGUGCAACGGUAGCAACGGCAUCUGGCUUCGAGGUCAAAGUGGAAAGCCCUAAUGACAGAGGAUUCUGGCAAACUACAGAAACAUUUGAAAUCCAGAAAUUGGUCAACUUCCUUAAUCUGGUUCCAGAUGUUACGGGGAGUCCAGUGACAGUAGCAGCUGCAGAAGACAUUGUCUAUCUCCUGAAAGCAGAAGAUCCCGGCAAAAUUCUCCAUUCUGUCUAUGGUCAGCCCGUCACGUGUCUCGAUGUGUCAGCUCAUGAAGCAGCCUUUGGGGUCAAAACCUUUGGCUGGUUAUUGAAUGAGCCCAACCAGAUUCUUCUGUACAAUCUGGAAACAAGUCAGUGUCUGAAGAAGAUGGGCAACUCGUUGGGUGACUUUACGUGUGUCAACCUCCAGAACAGUCCUCCAAACAUGCUUGUUACAGGCAAUAAAGACAGAAGGGUCAGGGUGUUCGAUCUCCGCAAAAGUGAAUCUUUGUGCUCCCUCUAUGCCCACCAGUUAGGAGUGUCUGCGGUCCAGAUGGAUGACUGGAAGAUCGUCAGCGGAGGAGAAGAGGGCUUGGUCUGUGUGUGGGACCAACGGAUGGGCACCAAACUCUGGGAGAUGCAUGCCAGGCAUCCAGUCCGCCACGUAUGGUUUAAUUCUCAUAGCCUCAUCACUGCAAACAUCCCCGAUGACAAAACUCCCCGAGGCGCCAGCAUCACCGAUGAUGACCUUACUGCACACCGCAAGCAUCGAGGAAUCAUUUAUGCCUACGAGUUCUCAGUGGACCAGUUGGCUGUAGAAAGCGUCCUUCCUAUUUGCCGAUCUUCCUACGAUGAAGUGACUGGUUACAACUUCAACAUUGGCCUCGCGGUUCCCUAUGAUAACAUUUAGGUAACUCACUUUACUUGGCUUCUGGCGUCCAGCCCUCUGCCA
Molecule: messenger RNA, 1584 nt
Organism: Charadrius vociferus (killdeer)
Lineage: Eukaryota; Metazoa; Chordata; Aves; Charadriiformes; Charadriidae
Gene: FBXW8
Product: F-box and WD repeat domain containing 8
Exons: 11
Coding region: 1-1542 (513 amino acids)
Biological process (GO): protein ubiquitination; cilium assembly
Cellular component (GO): Cul7-RING ubiquitin ligase complex; ciliary basal body; centriole
Molecular function (GO): protein binding
Source: RefSeq, a predicted model, not a curated record